AUGCGCAUUGAGGCUGAGAUGAUACCCCUGGAGAUGAACGCCAGCAAAGAAGUGAAGCCACAACUCUCUUGGUAUCUAGCAACGCCACUUCGGGCUCUGGAACGACAGGUGGAGGCAGCAUUUCUGUCUGGCAACUUCAUGCAUUCAGACCACUUCUCGAGAUUGUUGGACAAAAUUGUUGUUGCAGUCGGCGCUGACAAAGAUGAAUUGGCAACAUCCAUGUUACUUCGAAUUCUGAACCGAAUCAUGGGGAAUUGCAGUGACUAUGUUACAACCCUAGCAAUGUACGAGAAUGCAGCGGAGUGCUAUGGGAAUAUGGAGAAGACAUUUUUGAAGGAGGGUUCUCCGAUACAAAGAUUUCUGCAAUUGCUCCUGGAUAACAAAUUGUUUGCUAUUACGGUCAAUUCAAUUGACAAAAACGAAGGAAACAUUGUCGAAAGCCAAUGUAUCGUCAUUAAUUUGUUUGCAGAUCAUCGUCAAAGUGCAACUGAUGAGACGAUGCUUCCGGAAAUUGAUGUGAAGCUUGAACAUUGUGAAGCCAGUUUUUUCUCGAAAGCAGACUUCAAGGUGGUGACGUCAUCGCAAGAUUUUCAAAAUUUUCAAAAUUUUGAAAAUGAAUCAGAACAAGACAUAUAUGCAUCCUCUACUUGUACCUGGAAUGAGAAGGAUGACAACAAUAACGGCGAUGAAGAGCAGUCAAUUUCAACUGUCUCAACUUUUCACGACAGUGAAAUCACCGAUGAAUGUCAAGGAAAGGAGUAUGUCUUGGAUGACGCAACAAGCAUAAUUGAUGAUGACGACGAAGAUGGAAAUUCCUCUGAUGAGUAUGAUGGAACGACUGAAGAAGAGGAAGACAUGGAGGAAGAGCCAUCUCUUGGGAUGGGAUGCAUCGGGUUGAAGCUGGAUGAUGAAUGGGAAAAUGGAUCCAACGGGCUUCGCCUACAGCUCGUUUAUGAUGGCGACAACAAGUACUAUGGAUUCCGUAUCUUUUUGAACAAUCCUGAUGUCGAUGGUGAUGGCCAACAAGACAAGGUUUUGGUUGCGGGCUUGUUUGAGAAGCCGAUUCAACGGCGGGACCCAAAUGAUGAACUGAUCGAUUGUGGCUUGAAACAGGUAAUUGGAUUUGUUAGCUGUGACAAGAAGAAUUCCUGGGCGACUAUGGGCAUGAUGGACAGCGCGAGUGCAAGGUCGAACUGUAUCUUCUGUACCCAACCAAAAAGCACUUAUAAGACGAACUUUCCAGACUGGAUGGUACAGUAUGCCAAAGAACACGGUUUCGAGAACGAGCGAUUAGCAGCCAAAGUUGAAGCUGGGUGGAAAGAUUAUCCCUCCCGCUGUGGAGAACACUCAAAUUCAAUCAUGUUUCAGAAGCUUGAGGAAGAUACCAACAACGGGAACAACACAUAUUCUGAAGAUGAAUUACGAGACAUUCGAGAAAGACAUGGAUGUGUAAUCAACAAGCCACUUCUUGAUAUCCAUCCCUCAAAACAAACUUUUGGAGCCCUGCAUAAUGGGGCCGGCUUAGAGAACCACUUCAAGAAUAAUAUAGAUGGGAGACUGGGAAAAAUUGAUGCACUCAAGACGAAUCCGGAAACAGUGACAUGGUUGGAAAAAGUGGCCGAUGCACAGGGGCGGUGCAAGCAAAUAAAGGCCACCACCAAAAGGCGGCUUACUACAUUGAAACAGAAAAUCAAAAAAUUACAAGCAAACAUUGACAGCACAAGAAUUAACGUCGAACGAGCGAAGGAUCCUCGCAGAAGAUUUGCAUCAACGACGGAUGAUUGUGUGCAUUACAUGCAAGCACAACUUGCUAGUUUGCUUGCUGAGAAAGAACCCGUUGUCCGUGAAUGCGGCAAAAAUCUCCGACUCCACAACGGCGCAGUUGCCUUACUGAAAGCUAUUGAAAAAUAUGACGGUACAAAGAAGCCCAAGGGACCAGCUCAGUGGGCCUUUCGCAAAGCAAUUGAAAUUGCAGGUCCCAAAUUCAAUCCACAAUUUGGCGGAAUGGAUUUGUCACAUGCUCACGGAUUAUUGAUGCUUGAGAAAUGGUCCGAGAUCAUGGCAAUGGUCUGUGGUGCAUACAAACCGGGUGAUGGUAAGCAUGAAAUGGUUGCAAAAGCAAUGGAGGGCUCAGAAGAGAUAGCCACGCCUUUGUUCAAGAUGAACAAGCUCCUCAAGUCCCAAAAAAAGUGGAAUGAUGAAAAGAUCAAUGAACUGAAGGGGUAUUGUUACCAUGUGUUCUUCAAAUGGUUGGAUAUCUUUCCCAAACAGGGCGUCUUUCCAAAACUUCAUGAUAUGGCUUGGCAUAUCCCACAGUUCGUUACUCAUUUCAAAAUGUAUGGAAUAUUGUCAGAAGAAUCUAUGGAGAGUCGUCAUAUAGUUCACAAGAAAUUGGCUAGAAUAUUGAGAUUCAUGCCAAACAAGAAGCAGCAAAAUGAAGUGUUCACAAACCGCCUUCAGGUUUAUCAGCUUCCAGAAUUUGAAAAGGUGAAGGCAGAACUGAUUGCAAAAACCACCAAGAAGAAGAGAGGAAAGUACAAUGUCAAGCCAAAGGACAAUGUUUUGCCCAUUUCGCUGCCUGAGCUGGUCAUGGAUGGCGCGAACAUUCGCAUCAACAAAAGUAUGUCAAUCAAACCAGGUUUGCUUGAAGUCUACAAUAUGGUUGUCUGUGGCAUUGUUCCAAGCUCCUGGGAAAAAAUAUUUAGGGACAGAGACGAUAUCGAUGACACCCAAAAAAUAAAGGCUGGGUAUUCUUCCCAACUAGAUAGAUAA
Cylindrotheca closterium is the source of this 2772-nucleotide messenger RNA. The record is from the annotation of a GenBank genome assembly. NCBI's taxonomy places the organism in Eukaryota, Bacillariophyta, Bacillariophyceae, Bacillariales, Bacillariaceae.